GGAAAAAGAUCAGCUUACGUAUAAUGCUCAGAGCUAUCCAGAUUCUGGGCUCGUCGUCGGGUUUUCUCAUCAUCUCUCAGAGAUUGACGAAGACCCACCGUAAGUCCACCGGCGUUUCUUUCAUCUCUUCGUCGGCGAACUCCCCCAAUUUCUCGGUUUUUCCCGCUGUUAUCUGCCCUUCGAACUCGCCUUUUCCUCUCUCUGUCUCGGCUCGGAGAAUCCGCUGUUUCGGCCCGAACCGGAUGUCCUCGACACGUUCUGAUUUCGACCCAGUUGCCAAUUCGUCGGCCUCCGUCUCGGUUCAAUCAGCUGGUGAUGUCCGUAAGAUAAGAUUCUGUCAAUGGUGUGGUGGGCCGACAAAGCACGAGGUUCCUGAUGGGGAGGAGAAGCUGCGAGCUAUUUGCACACAUUGCUGCACAAUUGCGUACCAAAAUCCUAAAAUGGUUGUAGGUUGCCUUAUCGAACAUGAACAGAAGGUCUUACUCUGCAAGCGUAACAUUCAACCUUCGUUCGGUCUUUGGACUCUUCCUGCGGGUUACUUGGAGAUCGGAGAAUCAGCUGCAGAAGGAGCAAUGAGGGAAACCUGGGAAGAAGCUGGAGCGGAAGUGGAAGUUAUAUCACCUUUUACGCAACUAGACAUUCCUCUCAUUGGUCAAACUUACGUCAUAUUCUUGGCGAAGCUGAAGAACCCGCAUUUUGCACCCGGUCCCGAGUCAUCAGAGUGCCGUCUUUUUUCACUGGACGAGAUACCCUUUGAUUCUCUAGCAUUUUCAUCGAUUUUUGUAACCUUAAACUUGUACUUGGAAGAUGUGAGGAAUGGAAAAAUAAAGUUUCACUAUGGUACCAUCAAUAAAAGGCCCGGAAGUAGUCCUUCAGAUAUCCGCGCCUUCACUCUUGACUACCAUUUGCAGUCAUGACUCAGAGGUCAAAAAAUCUGUUUCUCUUUAGGCCCGCUCUUGAGUUUGCUUAUAUCCCGAAAAGGGGUCUUGUUCUUGGAAUGAUCGCUCUGAGUUUCCUCCCGGACGCGGAUCCUCUUCCGUGAUAUACUCAGUCAUUUUGCCACCUUACAGUUGGGAGUGAGUGUGUGGAAAUUGCUUGCUUUCUGGUGAAGAGAUUCAUUCUCAGAGCUGAUAUCUUGAAGAAAUAUUUCAAAGAUUCUUAAGAAUACAAUCCAUCAUUAUGGUGGAGAAUAAUCGGAGAAGGAUGGUGUGUGUUUUUUUGUUAGGCACCCGUUUUCUGUAUUUUCAGAUGUUAUGGUUGAGCAAACUGCUUUGAUAUGGAUCUGGUUUAUGUUGUCCUAAUUGCAGAAAGAACAAUGAGAUGUGAAUGCAUAUAUAUAUAGAUUCUGUUCAUUGUUUA
This is a messenger RNA of Tarenaya hassleriana, 1359 nucleotides long. Its product is annotated as nudix hydrolase 23, chloroplastic-like. The record is from RefSeq and is a predicted model, not a curated record. Gene Ontology annotation, molecular function: hydrolase activity. Lineage: Eukaryota; Viridiplantae; Streptophyta; Magnoliopsida; Brassicales; Cleomaceae. Bases 24 to 917 code for a protein of 297 amino acids. The transcript is spliced from 8 exons.